AUGCAUUAUACCAAUACGCAUUUGAAUAUAUUACAUUAUAGACGCGGAUUGAUUUAUAAAACCUCUUUUUGCUAUUUUUAUGUUAUGAACCUAGCAAUGCAUAAAAUUAAUGUAAAGCUUAGAAGCAAGAUAAUAUGCUUUUGCUUUCUGUCGCUUAAAGCACACUUAUUUCUCCAAAACCAUUCAGUCGCUGAAAAUGAACCGGAUUUGAGUAGCCAGGACAAAAUUCUAGAGGUAUCCAAAUGGCUUAUUUUUUCACCACUCUAUGAGUUUGCGACUAUCUUUAAAUGCAACUACUUUUGGAGCCUCAGGAGCGCCUUUGGUGAAAUGUUGCCUGUUAAAAGCAAUGAAUUUGUCCAAGAACAAAAGCACAUAUUAUAUAUAAAAUGGAAAAAAUUCGUAACUUGGAAAUUAUCAAGCUUCCGAUGUUUAAUGGAUCAACUUGUGGCAUCCAAAUUAAUUGGCGACAUUUACCAAUUUGUGAAAAUUGCAUUUUUGUUCAAGAAUGCUUUACAUGUGUGCGAUUUAUCUGUUUUUUCAAAAACUAAAAAACUUGUCAGCAGCAGAGGAAUUAUGAAUGCUAACUGCCAUCAUUUAGCGCUAAUGUUGGAUUGUGCUGGGCCAAAAUUAAUAGGCGUUCCAUUUCAGGAGUUUAAAUGCGAAAUAGCUGCUCCCAUUUCCCAAAGGUAUGACCUUGCUUUGCUUCAAUAUUUCAUUAGCUAUUUUUUUAGUACACACGAAGUUAGCAUGGGGAUCACUAGGAAAUCUACUACCGAUAUAUUUAAUGAACUAUCUAUAAUAGCCCAUUUAUACUCUGUUGCUCAAGUGUUUAGCAAAAUUAAACUUGAAUUUCCCUUAAAAGGUGCCACUUUACUACAAAACGGAUUUGCAAAAGAAAUAUUCCACCUUAUUGGUGAAAAACUUGCUUUAAAACACAAAAAAUGGCAGCAAAGUUGA
Echinococcus granulosus is the source of this 957-nucleotide messenger RNA. RefSeq lists its product as hypothetical. The record is from RefSeq and is a predicted model, not a curated record. The coding region runs from base 1 to 957 and encodes 318 amino acids. The transcript has 8 exons. NCBI's taxonomy places the organism in Eukaryota, Metazoa, Platyhelminthes, Cestoda, Cyclophyllidea, Taeniidae.